This is a messenger RNA of Lathyrus sativus (Indian pea), 1464 nucleotides long. NCBI's taxonomy places the organism in Eukaryota, Viridiplantae, Streptophyta, Magnoliopsida, Fabales, Fabaceae. The record is from the annotation of a GenBank genome assembly.
AUGGCUUUCCCAAUGUCUCAUUUCUUGUUGCUUUCUCUUCUUGUGGUUCUCUUUUUCUUUUGUUUUUUGGAGAAAGGUGUUUCCAUUGAAGAAGCUUCAUGGAAAGAAAGACACCAUCUUGUUCAAAUCAACUCUCUCUUACCAUCAUCUUCUUGCAGUUCUUCAACCAAAGGUCCAAAAAGAAAAGCAUCAUUAGAUGUAUUACACAAACAUGGUCCAUGUUCCCAACUGAAUAACAUUGGAAAAGCAAAUUCUAUUCCAACACAUAGUGAAAUUCUAAAUCAUGACAAAGAAAGAAUAAGCUAUAUUCACUCAAAGCUAUUAUCAUCAUCAUCCAAUAACAAUAACAACAAUAAGGUGGAAAUAGAAUUGGAUUCUUCUUCUUCAGCUAAUUUACCAGCAAAAUCUGGUAGCUUAAUUGGAUCAGGAAACUAUUAUGUUGUUCUUGGACUUGGUACUCCUAAAAAGGAUUUAUCACUUAUUUUUGAUACUGGGAGUGAUCUGACUUGGACUCAAUGUGAACCUUGUGCUCGUUCUUGUUACAAACAAAUAGAUGAAAUAUUUGAUCCAUCAAAGUCUUCUUCUUAUUACAAUAUCACAUGUACUUCUCCAGAUUGUACUCAACUCUCUUCAGCUACAGGAAAUGAUCCGGGCUGUUCUUCAUCGACAAAAGCAUGCAUAUAUGGGAUCCAGUAUGGUGAUCAAUCUUUCUCGGUCGGAUACUUCAGCCGCGAACGGCUGAGUGUGACUUCGACCGAUGCUAUCGAUGGUUUUCUAUUUGGUUGUGGACAAAACAACCAAGGCCUAUUCGGUGGCUCGGCCGGUUUGUUAGGCCUUGGUCGUCAUCCAAUCUCGUUUGUCCAACAAACCUCUCAAAAAUACUAUAAAGCUUUUUCUUAUUGUCUUCCCUCCACUUCAAGCGCGGUUGGCCACCUCACAUUCGGCGCCACCCGUAACAAGUACGUAAAAUACACUCCUUUCACCACUUCCAGUAGUAGUUCCUUCUACGGACUCGACAUUUCUGGAAUCAGCGUCGGUGGAACCAAGCUUCCAAUCUCGGCCUCUCUUUUCACCUCCGGCGGCGCCAUUAUCGACUCUGGCACUGUCAUUACACGGCUGCCACCAACCGUAUACGCCAGCCUUCGCGAUAACUUUCGCCAAGGCAUGGCGAAGUAUCCGAAUGCAUCAGCUCUUUCGAUUCUAGACACAUGCUAUGAUCUUAGCGGGACCAAGAUUGUGUCUAUUCCAAAGGUUAGUUUUUUCCUCGGCGGAGGUAACACGGUGGAAAUCCCCGCGCCGGGGAUACUUUACGCGGCGAGUUUGAAGCAAGUUUGUUUGGCGUUUGCGGCAAAUGGUGAUGAUAGUGAUGUUACCAUCUUUGGGAAUGUGCAACAAAGGACACUAGAGGUUGUUUAUGAUGUUGGUGGUGGUAAGAUUGGAUUUGGUUACAAUGGUUGUAAGUGA